CUUUUUAUGGAUUCGUAUCGUAAAAUCGUAAAUAUUGAUGUAAAAAAUAAAGUUAUUGGCUGGGCUUUAUACUACACGAAUUUCAGAAUUUAUUGAUUUAAUCAGGAAUAACACCUGUUUCAAAAUGGGUAAACGACAACAUCAAAAGGAUAAAAUGUAUCUCACAUACACAGAAUGGACUACGUUGUACGGAGGGAAAAGAUCAGGAACUACAGUGGAAGAAGACACAUCCUUUAAAAGACUUCCCUUUGACCAUUGCUGCUUGUGCUUGCAACCGUUUGAUGAUCCAUACUGCGAUGCUGAUGGGAAUAUAUUUGAAUUACAAGCUAUUAUAGAAUUUGUGAAAAAAUUCAAAAUCAAUCCGGUUACUGGCAAGAAAUUUGAUGUCAAGACUUUAUUUAAACUUAAUUUUCAUAAAAAUGCGGAAGAUGAUUACCACUGCCCUGUUCUAUUUAAACCUUUUACAAAGAACUCGCACAUUGUUGCAAUACGUGUUACUGGCAAUGUGUAUUCACAUGAGGCCGUGGAACAGCUUAAUAUCAAAGGCAAGAACUUCAAAGACUUGGUUGAUGAUACCCCAUUUGCGAGGAGUGACAUUAUUACUAUACAAGAUCCAAACAAUUUGAGCAAGUUUAACAUAUCUACAUUCCACCAUAUUAAAAAUAAUCUAAGAGUUGAAACAGAAGAGGAAAUAGCGAUGAAAAAAGAUCCUAAAGCAAGGUUAAAAACAGUGUCAGCUGAAACAAAAGAUAUUUUACAAGAAUUAGAAAGAGAAUAUAAGGCUCCUGAGAAGCAACAGGUUAAAAAAGAGGUUGCAGAUAAAUUUAAUGCAGCACAUUAUUCUACUGGAAUGGUGGCCGCCAGCUUCACUUCAACUGCUAUGGUCCCAGAAACAGUACACGAAGCAGCUAUUAUUUGUGAGGAUGAAGUAAAAUAUGAAAGAGUCAAGAAGAAAGGAUAUGUUAGAUUGAUAACCCAAUAUGGCCCAUUAAAUUUUGAAUUGUAUUGUGAUGUAACACCAAAAGCUUGUGACAACUUCAUAAAGUUAUGCAAUAAAGGCUAUUAUAAUGGAACAAAAUUUCACCGAUCAAUAAGAAAUUUCAUGAUUCAAGGUGGAGAUCCAACAGGUACAGGACUAGGGGGCGAAUCAAUAUGGAAGAAACCAUUUGAAGAUGAGAUACGUCCUAAUCUUCACCAUACUGGCAGAGGUAUCCUCUCCAUGGCAAAUUCUGGCCCAAAUACCAAUGGAUCACAAUUUUUCAUAACAUUUCGAUCCUGUAAGCAACUAGAUGGAAAGCACACAAUAUUUGGAAAAUUGGUAGGUGGUGUUAACACCCUGAAUUUAAUGGAACAAAUAGAAGUAGACAACAAAGACAGACCAAUCCAUGAUAUUGUCAUUGAGGUGGCACAGGUUUUUGUUGACCCAUUUGCAGAAGCUGAGGAACAGCUUGUAGCAGAAAGAGCUGCAGAGUUAAAACGACAAGCAGAAGCUGAAGGUCCUGGGGUCAAACCUAAGAAAGCUGCAUCAGAGCCCCUCAAAGUGUUCAGGGAGGGAGUUGGAAAGUAUUUGAAUUUACAAGAACUUUCUUCAAGCAAAGGAACAAAAAAUCAAGAAGUCCCUUCCAAGAAACCUAAGAAAGAUACGAAAUAUAGUUUUGGAAGUUUUGAUUCCUGGUGAUUUUAAUGUAGAUAAUAGGGUAAAAAUAUUUCUG
Molecule: messenger RNA, 1712 nt
Organism: Chilo suppressalis (striped riceborer)
Lineage: Eukaryota; Metazoa; Arthropoda; Insecta; Lepidoptera; Crambidae
Source: the annotation of a GenBank genome assembly